Messenger RNA from Aureobasidium melanogenum CBS 110374, 366 nucleotides. RefSeq lists its product as uncharacterized. The record is from RefSeq and is a predicted model, not a curated record. NCBI's taxonomy places the organism in Eukaryota, Fungi, Ascomycota, Dothideomycetes, Dothideales, Saccotheciaceae. The transcript is spliced from 2 exons. Bases 1 to 366 code for a protein of 121 amino acids.
AUGGCCAGAAACAGCACCAACAAGCCUAUCAGCACAUCAGAUGCCCAGAAGAUCUACGCCCAGUACGCUAAGAACAUCGAUAUCCGCUUCCUCCAAGUCAACUUCAGCGGUUCCGUUGGUCAACCUAUGGAUGUUCAUGGCGACAAAAAGAGUGUGAAGAGUGGUAAGCACAACAUCACCUGCCACUCUGUCAGCAUGCGUACCUCGGACGGCAAGAACAAGGUCUGGGUCUACCGCGGUGCUGGAACCAAGUAUGUGCAGGAUAUUUUCGAGGUUCCGGAGGGCACGGAGGAGGAAACUCUCAAAAUCAUGCUUGAGCGUGCUACUGGUCUGGAUGCCAAUGGCAACAAGGUCGAGAUCAAGUAA